Molecule: messenger RNA, 1428 nt
Organism: Peronospora farinosa
Lineage: Eukaryota; Oomycota; Peronosporomycetes; Peronosporales; Peronosporaceae
Source: the annotation of a GenBank genome assembly
AUGUCCGAGUUUAAACUGACCAUUUGCUGCAUGGGUGCCGGUUAUGUUGGCGGUCCUACCAUGGCUGUAAUUGCCGCAUCUUGUCCUGACAUUAAAGUCGUCGUUGUGGACAUUUCAGAGACACAAAUUGCAAAAUGGAAUGCAUCGGAUGACAUUCCAAUUUAUGAACCGGGAUUAAAAGAACUUGUGGAUACACAACGCAAUAAGAACCUCUUUUUUUCGACAAAUGUAGACAAAUAUAUUAAUGAAGCUUCGAUUAUCUUUGUCUGUGUCAAUACACCCACAAAAACAAGUGGAAUAGGAGCAGGUAGUGCUGCUGAUACUAAAAAUUGUGAAGCUUGUGCUCGAAAGAUUGCAGACGUAGCUAUGGAAAACAAAAUUGUCGUGGAAAAAUCGACAGUACCUGUACGUACGUCUGAAAGUAUUAAAGCUGUACUAUGUGCUAAUUCCAAGGGACUCAAGUUUGAAGUCUUGUCGAACCCCGAGUUUUUAGCUGAAGGAACAGCUAUUAAGGAUUUACAGAAACCAAGUCGAAUUCUUAUUGGAGGAGCAGAGACUCCUGAAGGACAUGCUGCUGUUGAGAAACUUGUGAGUGUUUACGCUCAUUGGGUACCUCGUGAUCGGAUUAUUACGACCAAUGUCUGGUCCUCAGAGCUGUCAAAACUUGUGGCCAAUGCUUUCUUAGCCCAGCGGAUCUCGAGUAUUAACUCGAUUUCUGCCGUGUGUGAAGCAACGGGUGCCAAUGUGCACGAAGUAGCACGAGCAGUUGGUGCUGAUGAGCGGAUUGGUGCCAAGUUCCUUAACUGCUCAGUGGGAUUUGGAGGCUCAUGUUUUCAAAAGGAUAUUUUGAACCUCGUGUACCUUGCUCAAAGUUUUCACUUGUCGGAGGUGGCUGAGUAUUGGCGUCAAGUCGUGACGUUGAACGAGUACCAGAAGACACGUUUCGCUACGACAAUGAUCCGUCGGAUGUUUAACACAGUGACGAACAAAAAGAUCUGCAUCUUUGGAUAUGCAUUCAAGAAAGACACUGGUGACGUGCGUGAGACGCCUGCUGCCACAAUUGUCAAGUAUUUGUUGGAAGAAAAGGCCAACGUGGCAGUGUACGACCCGCAGGUCAAAAUUGAGGACAUGAUGCACGAGCUCGAGUACCAGGGCGUGAAUAGCACUAGCCAUCCCAUGAUAGACAAGCUCCUCACGGUGUACAACGAUCCGUACGAGGCUGCCAAGGAUUCGCACGCCAUCGCCGCGCUUACCGAGUGGGACGAGUUCAAGACACUGGAUUAUGCCAAGAUCUAUCAGCACAUGGUCAAGCCCGCCUACUUCUUCGAUGGCCGCAAUAUCCUGCCGUACGACAAGAUCACCGAGUUGGGUGCCAAGAUGUACGUCAUCGGCCGCGCUGACGUCAUCUCGGGCGACCUGCCCUUUUAG